GGAAGUAGCAAAUAACUUUACAGCUGGCUAGCGAUCUAUACAGUGGAUGUGUUCAAAUCAUUUUUGGAUUGACCCCCCAAAAAUAACGUUCUCGUUAGCUAGCCUGCGUCAUUGGAUCAGCCAUGGGAAAGGGUGGUGGUACAUUUGAGAGGCUUCUUGAUAAAGCAACCAGUCAGCUGCUGCUGGAGACAGACUGGGAGUCCAUCCUGCAGAUCUGUGAUCUCAUUCGUCAAGGAGACACACAGGCGAAGUAUGCCAUCGGAGCCAUUAAGAAGAAGCUGAUGGAUAAGAACCCGCAUGUGGCCCUUUAUGGUCUUGAGGUGUUGGAGUCAGUAGUGAAGAACUGUGGUCAGACGGUCCAUGAUGAGGUGGCCUGUAAAACCACCAUGGAGGAGCUGAAGGAUCUACUGAAGACAGCUCUCAUAGGGCCAGUUAUGUUUGUGCUGAGCCAAGAGAAUGAAGGGACAGGAACAGUUGUGUUUGUGCUGAGCCAAGAGAAUGAAGGGACAGGAACAGUUAUGUUUGUGGUGAGCCAAGAGGAUGAAGGGACAGGAACAGUUGUGUUUGUGCUGAGCCAAGAGAAUGAAGGGACAGGAACAGUUGUGUUUGUGCUGAGCCAAGAGAAUGAAGGGACAGGAACAGUUGUGUUUGUGCUGAGCCAAGAGAAUGAAGGGACAGGAACAGUUAUGUUUGUGCUGAGCCAAGAGGAUGAAGGGACAGGAACAGUUGUGUUUGUGGUGAGCCAAGAGGAUGAAGGGACAGGAACAGUUAUGUUUGUGGUGAGCCAAGAGGAUGAAGGGACAGGAACAGUUAUGUUUGUGGUGAGCCAAGAGGAUGAAGGGACAGGAACAGUUAUGUUUGUGGUGAGCCAAGAGGAUGAAGGGACAGGAACAGUUAUGUUUGUGCUGAGCCAAGAGGAUGAAGGGACAGGAACAGUUAUGUUUGUGCUGAGCCAAGAGAAUGAAGGGACAGGAACAGUUAUGUUUGUGGUGAGCCAAGAGGAUGAAGGGACAGGAACAGUUAUGUUUGUGCUGAGCCAAGAGGAUGAAGGGACAGGAACAGUUAUGUUUGUGCUGAGCCAAGAGAAUGAAGGGACAGGAACAGUUAUGUUUGUGGUGAGCCAAGAGAAUGAAGGGACAGGAACAGUUAUGUUUGUGCUGAGCCAAGAGGAUGAAGGGACAGGAACAGUUAUGUUUGUGCUGAGCCAAGAGAAUGAAGGGACAGGAACAGUUAUGUUUGUGGUGAGCCAAGAGGAUGAAGGGACAGGAACAGUUAUGUUUGUGCUGAGCCAAGAGAAUGAAGGGACAGGAACAGUUAUGUUUGUGGUGAGCCAAGAGGAUGAAGGGACAGGAACAGUUAUGUUUGUGCUGAGCCAAGAGGAUGAAGGGACAGGAACAGUUAUGUUUGUGCUGAGCCAAGAGGAUGAAGGGACAGGAACAGUUAUGUUUGUGGUGAGCCAAGAGGAUGAAGGGACAGGAACAGUUAUGUUUGUGGUGAGCCAAGAGAAUGAAGGGACAGGAACAGUUAUGUUUGUGCUGAGCCAAGAGGAUGAAGGGACAGGAACAGUUAUGUUUGUGGUGAGCCAAGAGAAUGAAGGGACAGGAACAGUUAUGUUUGUGCUGAGCCAAGAGGAUGAAGGGACAGGAACAGUUAUGUUUGUGGUGAGCCAAGAGGAUGAAGGGACAGGAACAGUUGUGUUUGUGCUGAGCCAAGAGGAUGAAGGGACAGGAACAGUUAUGUUUGUGAGCCUGUGGUCGGAUCUGUCUGUCUGUCUGACAUUCUCUCCCUCCUGUUGCAGCACCACUGUAGAGCCUGUGGUCAGAUCUGUCUGUCUGUCUGACAUCCUCUCCCUCCUGUUGCAGCACCACUGUAGAGCCUGUGGUCAGAUCUGUCUGUCUGACAUUCUCUCCCUCCUGUUGCAGCACCACUGUAGAGCCUGUGGUCAGAUCUGUCUGUCUGACAUUCUCUCCCUCCUGUUGCAGCACCACUGUAGAGCCUGUGGUCAGAUCUUCUGUGGGAAGUGUUCCUCCAAGUACUCCACCAUCCCCAAGUUUGGCAUCGAGAAGGAAGUGCGUGUGUGUGAGCCCUGCCACGAGCUGCUCAACAAGAAAGCUGAAGGGGGUAAACCGGUCGGGACAUCCACGUCCGUGGCCCCAGGCCCGGCAGAGCUGCCCCCAGAGUACCUGACCAGCCCCCUGUCCCAGCAGUCUCAGGUGCCCCCCAAACGGGACGAGGCGGCCCUGCAGGAGGAGGAGGAGCUUCAGCUGGCCAUCGCCCUAUCACAGAGCGAGGCUGAGGAGAAGGAGAGGAUGAGACAGAAGAACUCGUACGGGGUCUACCCCAAAGCUGACCCCGCCCCAGUCACCUCCUCAGCCCCGCCCGUCAACUCACUCUACUCCUCUCCUGUGAACUCCUCUGCUCCCUCAGCUGAAGAUGUCGACCCUGAGCUGGCUCGCUACCUGAACAGAACGUACUGGGAGAAGAAACAGGAAGAGGCACGCAAGAGUCCCACCCCGUCUGCCCCUGCCCCCGUACCAUUGGCUACUGAGCCUCUGCCAAUCAGCCAGCCCCAGCCAGUGGAAACUGUCGCACCACUCCCAGCACAAGUCGUCAUGGCCCCGCCUCCAGUCAACAUAGUGGAGCAGUAUCAGAACGGUGAGUCGGAGGAGAACCACGAUGCGUUCCUGAAGGCUCUGCAGAACGCGGUCACCACCUUCCUGAACCGUAUGAAGAGUAACCACAUGCGUGGUCGCAGCAUCACCAACGACAGCGCUGUGCUCUCCCUCUUCCAGUCCAUCAACACCAUGCACCCCCAGCUACUGGACAUCCUCAAUCAGCUGGACGAGAAGAGACUGUACUACGAGGGUCUGCAGGACAAGCUGGCCCAGGUGCGUGACGCGAGGCAGUUUAACCACUGUCUAACUAAACGCUCUGAACGCCCUAGGGCUGUCGAGACCACUAACUAAACAGCAGUCAGAGAGAAGCUGCGUCGUGCUGCCGAGGAGGCGGAGAGACAGAGACAGAUCCAGUUGGCCCAGAAACUAGAGAUCAUGAGACAGAAGAAACAGGAGUACCUAGAGAUGCAGCGUCAGCUGGCCAUCCAGCGGCUCCAGGAGCAGGAGAAGGAGAGACAGAUGAGGUUAGUGGAGGAACAGCAUCUAGUAAAGAUGAGGUCGAGCACACUAUACUAUACCAUUCCCUACCCACAGAUGCAGUCUUUGCCCCCCAACGUGGCAGGAGGGGUGGUGUACGGGCAGCCGGGGGGACCCCCCAGUUACCCAGGCACCUUUAGCCCCUCAGGGUCAGUGGAGGGGUCGCCCAUGCACAACGUCUACAUGAACCAGUCUGGACCAGGACAGUACCAGGCCAUGCCUCCAGACCCCAACAUGUACAUGUACCAGCCUGCAGGAACCAAUGGGCAGCCUGCACCCCCUGGCCAGGCCCCGCCCACUACUAGCCCCGCCUACUCUAACUACCAGCCCACACCCACACAGGGAUACCAGAACGUGGUGUCCCAGGCCCAGUCUCUGCCCCCCAUGUCCCAGCCUCCCCCCACUAACGGUAUGUCCUACGUGGCCUACCCUCCACCCUACGCCAUGCAGAGUAUGAUGGCAGCCCUACCUGGGCAGGACCCCAACAUGCCCCCACAACAACCCUACAUGCAGGGCCCAGGACAACAGCCCAUGUACCAACAGAUGGCUCCCCCUGGUGGCCCCCAGCAGCAGGUUCAGCAGCAGCAGCCUCCGCAGGUCCAUCCAGGCAGCGAGGCACAGCUCAUUUCCUUCGACUGAUCCCAUCCACCUGGCUAGCUCAGCUUAACAUUACCACCUGCUGCUGGCAGGGUUCAACACACUACACCCUCUCUCUCCUCUUCUGUCCUCACCUCUCUUCUCCUCUUCUGUCCUUACCUCUCUUCUCCUCUUCUGUCCUCACCUCUCUUCUCCUCUUCUGUCCUCACCUCUCUUCUCCUCUCCUCUCUUCUCCUCUUCUCUCCUCACCUCUCUUCUCCUCUUCUCUCCUCACCUCUCUUCUCCUCUUCUGUCCUCACCUCUCUUCUGUCCUCACCUCUCUUCUGUCCUCCUCUCUCUCUCUCUCUGCUGGGCUCGUGGCCUGGAUUCCCCAACAAACACACGUUUCUUACAAUGUUUCUGUUACGGCAAUGUUGUGAAAUAUUAUAGUUGUGUAACAGACAUGUUACCUCUCCUCCUAGCCAUCCUCUCUCCCCCAGCUGACAUGGAGGAUGAGAGGAGUGAGGAGGGGGUUAGGUAGUGUUACUAUGCACCAUGCGUACCCCAGGGUUGUAUUCACUAGGAACCUAGACGGGGAGGGACUACCUGAGCUUAUAAGAAACACUUCCCCUUUUAAUGCGUUUUGCUACAGUGUUCUGUCCUCACCUCUCUCUCUUUCUCUCUCUCUUUCUUUCUCUCUCUCUCUCUGUCCUCACCUCUCUCUGUCCUCACCUCUCUCUGUCCUCACCUCUCUCUGUCCUCACCUCUCUCUGUCUCUCUCCUCUCUCUGUCUCUCUCCUCUCUCUGUCUCUCUCCUCUCUCUCUCUCUCUCCUCUCUCUGUCUCUCUCCUCUCUCUGUCUCUCACCUCUCUCUGUCUCUCACCUCUCUCUGUCUCACCUCUCUCU
Oncorhynchus nerka (sockeye salmon) is the source of this 4634-nucleotide messenger RNA. RefSeq names its product hepatocyte growth factor-regulated tyrosine kinase substrate (gene hgs). The transcript is spliced from 20 exons. Gene Ontology annotation, biological process: endocytic recycling; receptor internalization. Gene Ontology annotation, molecular function: phosphatidylinositol binding; metal ion binding; ubiquitin binding. The record is from RefSeq and is a predicted model, not a curated record. Lineage: Eukaryota; Metazoa; Chordata; Actinopteri; Salmoniformes; Salmonidae. Gene Ontology annotation, cellular component: early endosome.